UCCACUCACAGCCAGUGACACUUGCAAAAAAUUCCCAAAGCUGUCUUUGGUUUGGCUUCUGCAGCUCUCAACCAAUGUGGCCAAAGCCAGACACCUCCUUGGGACACUUAGAUUCUCCAUAAAUGCAGCCUGCCCCGACCCUCCCUGAAUAGCAUCUGAAGUCUCCGUGAAGGUCAUGGAUCCUGAACAAAGUGUCAAGGGCACCAAGAAGGCUGAGGGAAGUCCCCGGAAGCGGCUGACUAAAGGAGAGGUCAUCCAGACCAGUGUUUCAUCCAGUGCCCCAUACCCAGGCAGUGCCACCACAGCCACCCAAGAAAGCCCCCUCCAAGAGCUCCUAGCCCCGCAGCCCUUCCCGGGCUCCUCAUCAGUUCUUAGGGAAGGCUCUCAGGAGAAAACAGGCCAGCAACAGAAGCCCCCCAAGAGAUCCUCCAUCGAAGCCUCCGUCCACAUCUCGCAGCUUCCGCAGCACCCUCUGACACCAGCAUUCAUGUCACCCGGCAAACCCGAGCAUCUCCUGGAGGGCUCCACAUGGCAGCUGGUUGACCCCAUGAGACCUGGGCCCUCAGGCUCCUUCGUGGCCCCUGGGCUCCAUCCACAGGGCCAGCUCCUCCCUUCCCAUGCUUCCAUCAUCCCCCCCGAGGACCUGCCUGGCAUCCCCAAAGUCUUCAUGCCCCGUCCCUCCCAGGUAUCCUUGAAGCCCACAGAAGAGGUGCACAAGAAGGAGAAGAAACCCCAGAAGCCGGGCAAGUAUAUCUGCCAGUACUGUAGUCGGCCCUGUGCCAAGCCCAGCGUGCUCCAGAAACACAUCCGCUCACACACAGGUGAGAGGCCCUACCCCUGUGGCCCCUGUGGCUUCUCCUUCAAGACCAAGAGUAACCUCUACAAGCACAGGAAGUCCCAUGCCCACCGCAUCAAAGCAGGCCUGGCCUCGGGGAUGAGCAGCGAGAUGUACCCACCAGGCCUGGAGAUGGAGAGGAUCCCUGGGGAAGAGUUUGAGGAGCCCACUGAGGGAGAAAGCACAGAUUCAGAAGAGGAGACAGGGGCCCCCACCAGUCAUCCCACAGAGGUCUCCACCAGACCUAAGCACCUCCUCCUUUCUAGCGGUCUGUAUGGCUCUGGGAGCCAAGGUUCCAGCCACGAACGUUGUCUCUUAUCCCAGUCUAGCACAUCCCAGUCACUUGAGGACCCUACUCCAUUUUCAGAACCCUCGUCUGAGCACCCCCUGAGCCAUAAACCUGAGGACACCCACACAAUAAAGCAGAAACUGGCUCUGCGCUUAAGUGAGAGGAAAAAGGUGAUUGAUGAGCAGGCGUUUCUGAGCCCAGGCAGCAAAGGGAGCACCGAGUCUGGCUAUUUCUCCCGCUCUGAGAGUGCCGAGCAGCAGGUCAGCCCCCCAAACACCAACGCCAAGUCCUACGCUGAGAUCAUCUUUGGCAAGUGCGGGAGGAUCGGGCAGCGCACAGCCAUGCUGACCUCCACCUCGACCCAGCCCCUCCUGCCCCUGUCCACCGAAGACAAGCCCAGCCUGGUGCCUUUGUCUGUGCCCCGGACCCAGGUGAUCGAGCACAUCACGAAGCUCAUCACCAUCAACGAGGCCGUGGUGGACACGAGCGAGAUCGACAGUGUGAAGCCCAGGAGGAGCUCCCUGUCACGGCGUAGCAGCAUGGAGUCUCCCAAGUCCAGCCUCUAUCGGGAGCCCCUGUCAUCCCAUGGUGAGAAAAUGAAGCCGGAACAAUCACUGCUGAGCCUCCAGCACCCGCCCAACACCACCCCCCCUGUGCCUCUCCUGAGAAGCCACUCAAUGCCUUCUGCUGCCUGCACUAUCAGUACCCCCCAUCCCACCUUCCGAGGGAGCUACUCCUUCGAUGACCAUAUCACCGACUCCGAAGCGCUGAGCCGCAGUCACGUGUUUACCUCCCACCCCCGGAUGCUGAAACGCCAGCCAGCAAUUGAACUACCUUUGGGAGGAGAGUACAGUUCUGAGGAGGCUGGACCAAGCAGCAAAGACACAGUCUCCAAACCUGCAGAAGAAUCAGAACCCAAGGAAAGUGAACUCACCAAAAAGACCAAAAAGGGCUUGAAAACUAAAGGGGUGAUCUAUGAAUGUAACAUAUGUGGUGCUCGGUACAAGAAAAGGGAUAAUUACGAAGCCCAUAAAAAGUACUAUUGCUCAGAGCUUCAGAUCACAAAACCCGUCUCUGCAGGUGCUCACACGUCUUCGGAAGCUGAAAAAAGUCAGGCUGAGCAUGAGCCCUGGUCCCAGAUGAUGCAUUAUAAGCUGGGGACCACCCUGGAACUUACUCCACUGAGAAAAAGGCGGAAAGAGAAAAGCCUGGGAGACGAGGAAGAGCCGCCUGCCUUUGAGCUGACUAAAGGUCAGUUUGGCAGCCCCGGGCCAUCAGAUGCUGCCCUGAACCUUCCCCUUGAGUCCACCAAGUCACCAGCAGAACCAAGUAAAUCAGUGCCCUCCUUGGAGGGAUCCAUGGGCUUCCAGCCAAGGACUCCCAAGCCAGGGUCCAGUUCAGAAUCAGGGAAGGAGAGGAGAACAACUUCCAAAGAAAUUUCUGUCAUCCAGCACACCAGCUCCUUUGAGAAAUCCGACUGUCUCGAGCAGCCCAGUGGCCUGGAAGGGGAGGACAAGUCCCUGACCCAGUUCUCACCACCCCCUCCUGCCCCACACGGAAGGUCAGCUCACUCCCUGCAGCCUAGGUUGGUCCGCCAGCCCAACAUUCAGGUUCCUGAGAUCCUAGUGACUGAGGAGCCUGACCGGCCAGACACUGAGCCUGAACCACCACCUAAGGAGCCUGAGAAGACAGAGGAGUUCCAGUGGCCCCAGCGCAGUCAGACACUUGCCCAACUGCCAGCUGAGAAGCUGCCACCCAAAAAGAAGAGACUGCGGUUGGCAGAGUUGGCCCAGUCAUCUGGGGAGUCCAGCUUUGAGUCCUCCAUGUCCCUGACUCGCAGCCCAAGCCAGGAAAGCAGUGUUUCUCUGAGUGGGUCCAGCCGCUCAGCCUCAUUUGAGAGAGAAGAUCAUGGAAAAACCGAGGCCCCCGGGCCCUCAUCUGACCCACGCUCCAAGCCCUUGGGCACCCACAUGCUGACUGUCCCCAGCCACCACCCACACUCCCGAGAGAUGCGCAGGUCAGCCUCAGAGCAGAGCCCCAACUUAUCCCAUUCUGCCCAGAUGACUGAGACACGAAGCAAAUCAUUUGACUAUGGCAGCUUGACCUUGGCAGGCUCUUCCACACCAGCCCCAGUGGCUCCACUGGCUCCAGCAGCCCCUCCGGAAAGAAGAAAAUGCUUUUUGGUGAGACAGGCCUCUCUGAGCAGGCCUCCAGAAACAGAGUUGGAGGCCAUCCCCAAAGGAAGACAGGAGAUUGAAGAACCACAGCCCUCAUCCAGUAAAUCAUCUACUAAAAGCUUAUUGCCCCAGAUUUCCUCGGCGACCACCUCAGAUAGCGGGCACUCAGGAGGCAAGGGCCAGGUGCAAGACAGACCUUCUCUAGGGUCCACUCCGCCCUACACUGAAGCACUGCAGGUGUUCCAUCAACCCAUUGCCCAACUGCCCCUGCAUGAGAAACCAUACCUGUCCCCACCAGUCUCCCUUUUCUCCUUCCAGCACCUUUUGCAUCAUGAACCAGGACAGUCUUCAGAAUUCUUCUCCACCCAGGCCAUGUCCAGCCUCUUGUCCUCACCGUACUCCAUGCCCCCCCUCCCUCCCUCCUUAUUUCAAGCCCCGCCACUUCCUCUCCAACCUACUGUUCUGCAUCCAGGCCAGCUUCACCUACCCCAGCUCAUGCCUCACCCUGCCAACAUCCACUUCCGGCAGCCCCCUUCAUUUCUACCUAUGCCAUACCCAACCUCCUCAGCACUGUCUUCUGGGUUUUUCCUGCCUCUACAAUCCCAGUAUGCCCUGCAACUCCCCAGUGAUGUGGGAAGCCAUCUGCCCCAGGUCAAAACUAGCCUGGCUCCACUGACAUCAGGAACAGCUGGCCUCUCCCCCAGCACAGAGUACAGCAGAGACAUCCAAGUGCCCUCUAUGCCUCCCCCAGCCACCUCUUCAGCACCCACAUCAGCACUUCCACUGACUCUGCCCACCUGUGACACCAUGGUGUCUCUGGUUGUGCCCGUCCGCAUUCAGACCAACAUGCCGUCCUAUGGGAGUGCGAUGUACACUACCCUCUCCCAGAUCUUGGUCACCCAGUCUCAAGGCAGCUCAGCAACUAUGGCUCUCCCUAAGUUUCAGGAGCCCGCAUCCAAAGGGAUAACUGUGUGUGGGACAGAUGUAUAUGAGGUUGGUCCUGGACUGGCUGGGGUAAGUGAAGAGCAAAGCAGAGGUUUCCCAACUCCAUACCUGAGAGUGCCUGUGACAUUACUGGAAAGAAAAGGCACUUGCCUGUCAUCAGAGAGUGUUUUGAGCCUGGAGGGGAGUUCAUCAACAGCAGGGGGAAGCAAACGUGUCCUUUCACCAGCUGGCAGCCUCGAACUUACCAUGGAAACCCAGCAGCAAAAAAGAGUGAAGGAAGAGGGGGCUUCCAAGGCAGAUGAAAAACUCGAGCUGGUAAAACCGUGCAGUGUGGUGCUUACCAGCACCGAGGAUAGGAGGAGGCCAGAGAAAUCCCACAUAUGCAGCCAGGGCCAGAGCAGGAGGGAGCUGGAAACACUGUCUAGCCUAUCCUCUGAUCCAUCUGACCCAGAGGAGCUUCCUCCCCUUGCUCAUCCUACAUUGCCCCAUGAAACACCACCAGGCUCAGAAGUUUUGAAGGAAUGUGCCCAGCCAUCUAGCAAACCACACCGAAGAUCGUUGCCCACAUUGAGUGUAAAGAAGGAAGAUUCCAAGGAACAACCUGACCUCCCUCCACAGAUGCCUCCCAGCUCGCUGCCUCUGUCAGAAACAUCCCCCAGACCAGCCAAGUUGCAAGAAGGUACGGACUCAAAGAAGGUACUGCAGUUCCCCAGCCUCCACACGACCACUAAUGUCAGUUGGUGCUAUUUAAACUACAUUAAGCCAAAUCACAUCCAGCAUGCAGAUAGGAGGUCCUCUGUUUACGCUGGUUGGUGCAUAAGUUUGUACAACCCCAACCUUCCGGGGGUUUCCACUAAAGCUGCUUUGUCCCUCCUGAGGUCUAAGCAGAAGGUGAGCAAAGAGACAUACACCAUGGCCACAGCUCCGCAUCCUGAGACAGGAAGGCUUGUGUCAUCCAGCUCCUGCAAGCCCCGCAUGACAGAGGUUCACCUCCCUUCGCUGGUUUCCCCGGAAGGCCAGAAAGAUAUAGCUAGAGCCGAGAAGGAAGAAGAGAAGCGAGGGAAGCCAGAGGAGGACGCUCCUGCCUCCAAGAGAGGGGAGCCCGCGAGGAUCAAAAUCUUCGAAGGAGGGUACAAAUCAAACGAAGAGUAUGUAUAUGUGCGAGGCCGCGGCCGAGGGAAAUAUGUUUGUGAGGAGUGUGGAAUUCGCUGCAAGAAGCCCAGCAUGCUGAAGAAACACAUCCGCACCCACACUGACGUCCGGCCCUAUGUGUGCAAGCACUGUCACUUUGCUUUUAAAACCAAAGGGAAUCUGACUAAGCAUAUGAAGUCAAAGGCCCACAGCAAAAAGUGCCAAGAGACAGGGGUGCUGGAGGAGCUGGAAGCGGAAGAAGGAACCAGUGACGACCCGUUCCAGGACUCGGAAGGGCGAGAGGGCUCGGAGGCCGUGGAGGAACACCAGUUUUCAGACCUAGAGGACUCUGACUCAGACUCGGACCUCGAUGAAGACGAGGAUGAGGAUGAGGAGGAGAGCCUGGACGAGCCGUCUAGACCAUCCUCGGAGGCACCCCCACCUGGCCCGCCAGCCAUGCUACGGGCAGACUCCUCGCCUAGGCAGGGCCCUCAGCCCCCAGAUGCUCCCCCUGGCAACCAGGCUGCACGGGGCAGCUCAGUCUCAGAAGCUGAGCACUUGGCAGCCAGCACUGGCUCCACAUCCAGCCAGAGCAUCCUGUGCCUCCCCCAGCUGGGACUGGCCCCUCUGGGCCCCAUGGAGAGGGACACAGUCUUGGCCCUGAGCUCCAAGGCCACGUCGCCGAGAAGGCCGUGGUCUCCGAGCAAAGAAGCCGGCAGCUGCCCACCGCUGGCUCACAAACACUCACUCACCAAAAACGACUCAUUUCCCCAGCGAUACUCACUGGCCCGAGAGCCACAGGCCUCAGUCCCCAGCCCCCCUGGCCCCCAGAUCAGCCCGGGGAGGGACAUGGGCCCUCUCCCUUGUGGGUCCCCAAGACUCGAGCUGUCUCCUCUCAGCCCCAGCCCCCUGCGAAGAGAACUGCCCCCUCGAUCACAUCUGCUCCCUGAGUGUGAGGGCUCCACAGACCCAGGCCCUUCCAGACACUCGCCCACCAGGAGAAGGCUCCCAGGUCAGGCUGAGUCACCGCCACGGCCAGCAUUGCCAGGGAAGUGGGCCUCGGCUGCACCGGGCAGUUCUGCAGCAGAUGAGCGCGGCCUAGGCUUGGGGCCGGCCCCGCGGGCUGUCUUCACGCCCACGCCUCUACCUCACAAGCUUCUGGGCAGAAGCCCCGAGACUGGCGCCUCCCCCUGGCAGAAGGCCGAGUACCGAAGUCCCUCCAGCUCACCGGGCCCUGCUCAUCCUCUCUCCUUCCGGCCCUUCUGCACUCCCCACGACUUCCACGGCCACGUCCCAGCCCGGACAGAGGAGAACGUCUUCAGCCACCUCCCUCUGCACUCCCAGCACUUGGCCCGUGCCCCGUGCCCCUUGAUUCCCAUUGGUGGGAUCCAGAUGGUGCAGGCCCGGCCAGGGGCCCACCCCACCUUGCUGCCAGGGCCCACUGGGGCCUGGGUCAGUGGCUUCUCGGGAGGUGGCAGCGACCUAACGGGGGCCCGAGAGGCCCAGGAGCGAGGCCGCUGGAGCCCCACCGAGAGCUCGUCAGCCUCCGUGUCCCCUGUGGCCAAGGUCUCCAAGUUCACACUCUCCUCAGAGCUGGAGGGCAGGGACUACCCCAAGGAGCAGGAGAGGACGAGUGGGGGCCUGGGCAGACCUCCUGACUGGGAGCCCCCAGAGCCCACGCCCACAGACAGCUCCUGCACCCCACAGGAGGCCUUGCCCUGGCCACCCCAGGGCCACAGGGCAGAGCAGACCUGGAGCCCCUGCUUGGAGUCACCGCGCACUUUCGCCAACCCCAAGACCUCGGCCGCCCCGGCACUGGACCGCAGCAGCUCCACGGGCUGCUUGGCAGAGGCCUCCACGCGCUUCCCAGCUCGGAGGAGGAACCUUUCUGGGGAACCCAGGACCAGUCAGGGCUCCCCCGAGCCCUCAGGAAGUGGGGCACGCAGGGCACCUCCAGAGCAACCCGAGGACAGGGGCACCCCCAGCACUUAGUCUCUCCGCUGCUUCAGCAUCUGGCUUCCGGUGUCGGCAACAGACGUUUCCAGCCAACUUCCUCAAAUCCUCUUGCUCUCACGGGCCCGUUUCCAUCUGUCCAUCUGUGCAAGCAGCUUCUGCUCAGACCCCCAUCUGUUUUAUCUUUCAUGUAUGCAGUUACCUGUGCCUUUUUCUAUACCUUUUGUUGCUUGAAAAGAAACAACACACACACAUAAAACACCCCACUAGGAGUUGGAGGCUGUGAACAUUUCAUGCUUUUUGGGGUGUAGGUGAAACCUCACCCUCUGCUACUGCGGUCUGCAGACCCCACCCCCAAGGCCUGGCAAACAACGGCCAUUUGCUGAGGGGAGGGGGAUGCACUGAGGGGGGAAAAAAACUUUUAAAAAUAUAUCAUUAAAUGUAAAAGCCAACGCUCCUAUGUACAGAGGUUUAUGGUUCCUAUUUAUUGCCACUUUGCCCACCCCCCCAGCUGGUGGCCACCCCACUCUGCCAACAGAAGGGCUCGCGGCCCAAAGCAGAGGGGCUCAAACACGGCAGACCCAGAAAUACCGACUUUUUAUUGCUUUUUGUUUUCUCUCUUUUAUUUCUAAGAAAGGGAAAAUAUGUUACUUUUCUUAGGAUUUAAAUGCAAAAAAAUAGGAGCAGGUAGAAGGUAGGUGCUGGCUCCCCCAGGACUCUGAGAUACCCGCUUUGAUCUGGCGUUUGACCAGUGGAUGAUCCUCCUCUCCAGCGCCUCCCUUCUACACCCCCCCGCCACCCUACACCCUGGGCUGGGACAGGAGCCCUGACAGUCCACUUCCUGGUUCCAGAGCACCUGCCCUAGGCUUUGCUCUCUGGCCCUGUCCAUAGGCAGCCUUCCAUAUUCUAAAAACUACCCACAAGGCAGAAGGGGCAGGGCCCACCCCUUAGAGGUCAAGUUUGGCUGUGUCACCUUUCAGCUGCUGAGGCUGGAGUCUGAGUUUUGUUUCAUAUUUGGUCUCUGAGGUACAGGAGGCCCUCUUUUUUUUCAUGCUCAGACAGGGAUAUGUGUCUGAACCCCGUUGUAGCAGGACUGCUCCCUCCCUCCCUUCUCUACCCAAUACUGUCAGACUGCACCUCCCCCAGGAAAAUAUCCCAAACCAUGACUAGGGUGAACCACCUGGGCCUUUUGGUUGGCUUAAACUGUUUAAAAGAAAUAUAUAUAAAAGAAACUAGAAAGAGAGGAUGGCGUUUGAUUUUUCCCCUACCCUCCUCAGAUUCCCUUGACUCAGAAGAUUGAUUAUCCUAAGUCAUUUGAAUUCUUCUCCAGAGCUAGCAGCUCAGAGCUAGUGCCCUUUCCUUGUUCCCAUCUUCAAGAAGCUGCCCUGCAUUUCCCAGGGCAAAUCCUACUUUGUAGAAAAAUAAGAUGACCAAAAAUUAAAAUCCCAAGUUGAAAUAUGGAACUUGGACUCUAGCAUGUUUGCCUGCCCUAGGAGAGGGGCGGAAACCUUGGUGGCAUAGUGGUUAGAAGCUAUGGCUGCUAACCAAAGGUUCAGCACUUCGAAUCCACCAGGCGCUCCUUGGAAACCCUAUGGGGCAGUUCUACUCUGUCCUAUAGGGUCUCUAUGAGUCAGAAUUGACUCGAGGGCAACAGGUUUGGUUUUUUUUGUUUGUUUGUUUGGGGGGUGGGGGAGUAUUUGCAUCUUUCCAGAAAUGAUCUUUAGUUUCUACAAGGGGGUUAAAGCAAAAACCCAAGGACCAUGGCUGGCACACAUCCAGGCUAAUGCUGCUGCCACCACCUUACAGAGCAGGGGCCUCCCUACCCCCAGGUCCUCAGGAAGGCCCAUCCAAGGGCUCUUGAGCUGAUUAAGCUGUUUAGAUGGGACACAAUAGGAGAGGAGGGUUGAGACGCUUCCUGGCUCCCCAGGUAUGCCAAUAUCCCAUCUUCCUCUGGGCCAAGCUUGUCUACUCUUGGCCCCUUCUGAUGGACGGACCAGCCACAGGCCCCACCUCCAGCCAGACCACCUUGUUCAUUCUAUUAUGGCCUCACUCUGAGCUAAGACAGAGGGGACAAAACAGAAAGGUCUCCCCAGCUGCAGGAAACUAAGAGGUUAACUGUUCCCCAGUGAGCUGGGAGGGGCUAGCUGUAGCUCUGGGCUGCUUGACUCAGAGUCUGGGGCUCUUGCCAUCCUAGGAAAAGGUAGCCAGCCCAGCCUUGACCAUGUUGGCACUGAUGUGGCCUUCUCGGGCCUGGCAGGAAAUGGCAAGGAGCCUGGGUACAGUCACUCCGCAGGCCAGGGCUCUUCUCGUCGCCUGUCUUGCAGCCUGAACCUGUGGGGCUACCCAAGAAUUAGACUUCAAGAGCUGAGGGCAGGGCAUUGCUUUAGCCAGGUUUGGAACCGUCCUGAACAAGACCUUCUGCAGGACUAGCACCUGAUCUGGAAUAGCCAUGCCCCUCCACCCCUGCCCUGCACCCCCAGUUCUCCUGGUCAUCGUCCCGCCUGUACUUGAACAGCCCACUCACCAAAGAUGUCCUUGCCUGGGAAGUAUGGCCAGCAGGGGAGAGCCCCACAGUCUCAGAGACAUUGGUCACAGGCAGAGUGGAUGUAGCAGGAGCCAGGAGAUCCAUGUUUGAUGAUGCACAAACAGAAUCCAGCCCAUGGGCUGCUGCCCAACACAGGUGCCCAGAGGGAGAGGUCGAAGCCAUCAGCGUGGGGUGUAUGUCACUGGGCAUAGCUCUAACCUCCUCUGCCAAACUCUAUUUCUGCUUCCCUGAGCACAGAGCUCCAAGACCAUGCUCAAAUCUUUGUAAUUUGGAAGACUUACCCAUGCCCUCUCCCAGACACCCCUGGCCUGCUCCCACCCCCUUUCACAUUUCCAGUCUGCCUGUGAUGCUCCUGUCCCUGCCAAGGGGAGCAGUGGAGGCAGCAGUGCUGAUCUGCUGGCAGGAAAACCUGAAAGGUGUGGGGACACAGGAUGGCCCUUUCUGGGUAGACCAGCUCCACCCUUUGAGUGUUGGCAGUAGGGAGGAACCAAUUCCCCACGGGGUUUCAGGACCAAACCUUGCCUUCUCUUGGGGACUCCAAGCUACUUGCCCCCUGGGCCUGCCUUCCAGGAUGCCCUUUACUCCUGGAAAACUCAGGGCCAUUCCGGGUACUAACUCCAUUUAACUCCAUUCCUCCUCGAGGGCACCUUUCCCCAGGCCUGCCCCCUCCUGCCCACCCACUCCAUGGCAUACACUCUGGCCCCAACCACUGAGACCCUCCAGGAGCCAGAUGUAGAGGUCCCUCUGCCUCCCUCAGUCGGAAACAGUCUGAAAGAAUUCGCUUCUAUGUUCCUCUAGCCCCUGCUCCGCUCUCACUGGUUCGUCUGGAAUGGGAAUAAGCAAUAUAUCUGAGCUGAGUUUCUCUCUAGUUCUUUCUCCAGGCAAAUCCCUCUUUAAGCCAACGUCGGGGCCGAGCAGACAUCCAUAAGACGGCCCUGCAGUACUGACCAGAAGGAGAGCAUUUCCGAAGGCCUGCCCCACAAAUUCUGCUUCUCUGUUGUGAAUCCAGUCUGCUUUCCAUUAGAAAACUGCUUCGGCACUUACGAUCACUUUACUACACUUAGUGUUAAAAAAGAAAAGAAAGAAAAACAGAAAAGAAAUGUAUAGGCAAAUGUAAGAUACACGCUCUCUGUAAGAUAAAUAUUUGCCUUUAAAAAAAAAAAAAGUUGUAUGUAUUCUGUCCGUGAAAUCGUCUAUUCAGAGUGUCUA
Molecule: messenger RNA, 11084 nt
Organism: Loxodonta africana (African savanna elephant)
Lineage: Eukaryota; Metazoa; Chordata; Mammalia; Proboscidea; Elephantidae
Gene: HIVEP3
Product: HIVEP zinc finger 3
Exons: 6
Coding region: 176-7369 (2397 amino acids)
Biological process (GO): regulation of transcription by RNA polymerase II
Cellular component (GO): nucleus
Molecular function (GO): RNA polymerase II cis-regulatory region sequence-specific DNA binding; DNA-binding transcription factor activity, RNA polymerase II-specific
Source: RefSeq, a predicted model, not a curated record